CGUCAAAACUCGCACAGUCGGCAGCUCUAGCUGCCGCAGCUGGAGGUGCUUUCAGUUUGGAGGAAUACAGUGCUGUUUCUGGGGUCCUCGCCGCCGUCACCUCCACGGGCGUGAACAAGUAAAGUUUGAACCAGCUUCUUCAUGGCCUGGGCACCAGUUCCUGGCUGAGCCUUUUUCUUUUUUUCUUUUUUGGCUAAAAGCCCCCGCCAAGAGGCUGAUUCGUCGCGGCGGCGGUGGGGAUCGCAGGUCGCUCAGGCUUGCAGAUGGGUCAGGGGCUGUGGAGAGUAGCCAGAAACCAGCAGCUACAGCAGGAAGGCUAUAGUGAACCAGGCUACCUCAGCAGAGAGCAGAGCAGGAGGAUGGCUGCCAGCAGCAUUUCUAACACCAGCCAUCGUAAACAAGUCCAAGGAGGCAUUGAUAUAUAUCAUCUCUUGAAGGCAAGGAAAUCUAAAGAACAGGAAGGAUUCAUUAAUUUGGAAAUGUUGCCUCCCGAGCUAAGCUUCACCAUCUUGUCCUACCUGAAUGCAACUGACCUCUGCUUAGCUUCCUGUGUUUGGCAGGACCUCGCUAAUGAUGAACUUCUGUGGCAAGGGUUGUGUAAAUCCACUUGGGGUCACUGUUCCAUAUACAAUAAGAACCCACCUAUAGGAUUUUCUUUUAGAAAAUUAUAUAUGCAGUUGGAUGAAGGCAGCCUCACCUUCAAUGCCAAUCCAGAGGAGGGAGUGAACUACUUUAUGUCCAAGGGUAUCCUAGACGAUUCACCAAAGGAAAUAGCAAAGUUUAUCUUCUGUACGAGAACACUAAAUUGGAAAAAACUGAGAAUCUAUCUUGACGAAAGGAGAGAUGUCUUGGAUGACCUUGUAACACUGCAUAAUUUUAGAAAUCAGUUCUUGCCCAAUGCACUGAGAGAAUUUUUUCGUCACAUCCAUGCCCCUGAAGAGCGUGGGGAAUAUCUUGAAACUCUUAUAACAAAGUUCUCACAUAGAUUCUGUGCUUGUAACCCCGAUUUAAUGAGAGAACUUGGCCUUAGUCCUGACGCGGUCUAUGUCCUGUGCUACUCUCUGAUUCUGCUUUCCAUUGACCUCACUAGCCCUCACGUGAAGAAUAAAAUGUCAAAACGAGAAUUUAUUCGAAACACCCGUCGUGCUGCUCAAAAUAUUAGUGAAGAUUUUGUAGGGCACCUUUAUGACAACAUCUACCUUAUUGGCCAUGUGGCUGCAUAAAGCACAAUUGCUAGAACUUUAACUUUUAACUUUAAACUAAAAGCUGCCCAAGGACUUACUUAGCAGAUAUGGGGGUUACCUUAGUGCUGGUUCUUCUAGCCUCUGUAUACAAUCAAGCUUGAGUGUGCAACCUUGUUUUCUUUUACUAUUUUCUUUUUUAGUAAUCUCCUUGAGGAACUAAAGAAUUUUGCAGAAUUUUUCUUAAUUUUGCUUAUCAUGUUUUGCACAAAGCAGAGCCCUUGUCUGAUACAGCUGUUUAAAAAGUGUUAAACUGACAUAUACUCUAAAAGAUAGUAUAUUUGUGUAUUAGAUUUUCCUGGAAAACUUUAGUCAUUUCCAUUCUUUUUUUAAAAUACCAUGUAAUGUGUACAUAAUUAACUAAAGAGAUUUAUAAUCAUAAUUAUUUUAUUGUAAAAAUUUUAACUAAAGCCUUUUUUUCCUCUCAAACUGAGUCCUGAAAU
Molecule: messenger RNA, 1684 nt
Organism: Pteronotus mesoamericanus
Lineage: Eukaryota; Metazoa; Chordata; Mammalia; Chiroptera; Mormoopidae
Gene: FBXO8
Product: F-box protein 8
Exons: 6
Coding region: 264-1223 (319 amino acids)
Biological process (GO): regulation of ARF protein signal transduction
Molecular function (GO): protein binding; guanyl-nucleotide exchange factor activity
Source: RefSeq, a predicted model, not a curated record